CAAACGUCUAGUUUUUUUCUAGAUAUGCGGUAUCAUCUUAUAUAAAACCGCGAAGUGACAAAAGUUUUAUUAGUUUCCGUUCUUUCUUCGCAUUGAGAGCGCAAGCGCGGUGAUUCAACAACACCCAAUCGACAAUAGACGCCAGUUAUACGACAUCGAAACAUCAGGCAUGGCUGAACAAAGCAGCAACGAAUACACGCCUCUUGAUUUAAGCAUGAAGGGCAAAGCAUCACCAAGUACAAGCCGUGACGGUACCCAGGACGCUUCAUCUACUUUGAGCGCCUACACAACGAUUUGGGCCAACGCCUUGCGUUACCAGGGGUACACGCAGCACAUGCCGAUGACCUUCGAGGCUUGCAACGUGGCCGGUAUCACUGACAAUGGCAGCUCAAGUUGCCAGCACCUGGGGUCCAUCAGGAGGACUGAUAAGGCAGUGCCCAGCACAAUUCGCGCUGGCAUGGAGCAAGCAUCAGCCAAUAUUGAAGACGCGGCCACGAAUGCUCCUGGAACCGGAGGAAGGGAACAGCGAGAGUUGUGCGGUGUCUGUGGCAAUGCUUGCAGUAGACUGGACGCCUUACACGUGCACGCCAAGGAACCCACGGAUGACGCAGCCCACAUUUGCAAAGCAUGUGAUCAAUCGUCGGUGAAGAAGCCUAACUUUGUAGAACAUUGCCGCAACCGUACUGACAAAAAACACAAAUGCGAAACCUGUGGUAAGCAGUUCCGCCGGGCAGAUUACCUAGUUAUACAUUACCGCACGCACACAGGCGAACGACCCUACAAAUGCAAAAUCUGUGAUAAAUCGUUCCGGCAGUAUAAUCAUCUAGAUCAACAUAAGCGCACGCAUACAGACGAGAGACCCUACAAGUGCCAAAUAUGUAAUAAAUCAUUCCGGGCGCCUGGUCAUCUAGAUAACCAUAAGCGCACGCAUACAGACGAGAGACCCUAUAAAUGCCAAAUGUGUGAUAAAUCCUACCGGCAGUCUAAUCAUCUAGAUAGACAUAAGCGCGAGCACACAGGUGAGAAACCCUACAUUUGCAAAACUUGCGGUAAAUCAUACACGCGGGAGGCAACUCUCCGUAAACAUGAGCCCGCUCACGCACAGGAGAAACGUCAUGCAUGCGAAAAGUACUCACUCCUUCAAAACUACCACACGUCACCGCAGAAGAAAAUCUCGACGUCGCCCCCUUACUGCAGCGUGCCGAAGAAGCACGACAACCUGCUUGCCUACCCAUCAAGUGCUAGCCAAGGACGGACAGCCGAAGCUACAGUCUUCGACGAAGAUAUGAGAAGCAGCAGUAGCCCAGCGAUCGUGUUUGAGCUUGGACCCCAACACACCGACGUGGACUGGGUGAAAAGCUAUGAAGCGCUCACAUUUGACGCCGCAAGUGCUGACGUGUCAGCAGGUGUUUGGUGUGCCAUGACACCAAAGACUCCUGGACAUAGGGAUUGCACCCUUCGAUGCCUCAUCAUGCGCGGCUUAGUCGUGUGCACGAGAAAGUCGCUGAGGACAGUGGAGCCCGUGCUGAGUGCCAAGGCUUUUCAAGGACCAUUGGCGGAGGCAUCACGUGCCUUUGUCUUGCGCCUCACGAUUUCCGACGAUGCCUUGCGCUACCAGGGGUACACGCAGCAGCUGCCGAUGACCGACGAGACUUGCAACAUGGACGUUGUGCAUUCUGGAAGACACGUGAGUGCCAAUGAGAAUGCUGGAAUCUUCUACGAAAAAGUGCUUUGUGGAGACCCAAUAAACCAUACCAGCCAUGAAAAUACCGUGAACGUCGUCAUGAUCAAGGGAGCUAGCCGCAGGCUACGACUACCGCCUGAGUACAGACCUAUGCCCCAGAAGACUAGCAAGAUCGUGGUCGAGGCAACUGCCACAAUGAGUGCCCGUGCCACCUGCAGCGUCCCGGCUGAUGAUGAUGAUGAUGAUGAUGAUGAUGAUGAUGAUGAUGAUGAUGAUGAUGAUGAUGGCCCGUUCAUGUCGCCGCGUUUUCAACUGGCCUACUUGUAUAUUGACGAGUACAUCAAUGACGCGUUGAAGGCGUGGAACCACCAGACCGAUGCCACUCACGUCAAUGAUGCCGCUGACAGCGGAAGCACCAACUACGCACCUGUGGUGUCCACCACUAGUGCCUAUCAAGCCUGGCCCAGAACGAGCCACGCUGACAUCGAGAAACUAUCCUCCCCUUCGAAAGACACCACGAGCAGUUCUGAAGACGCCUGGCGUUACCAGUUGAACACGCAGCGCAGGCCGAUAACCGACCAGACUUACAACCUCGACGGGUAUACAGGCAACAAAGAAACCGGAAGCACCGGUUUGACACUCCCGGUCUGCAGCGGCAGUGGCGGCGGCAACGAUUCAGAGGCCAGUACAAGCCACGCGGGCACGGAGGAAGCAUCGCGCAUUCCGGAAAACGAUGCGAGAAUUCCUGACGCCACCGGCGCUGAGCCAUGGAGUACGCAGUGCUACGCGGCUUGUGGCACUACAGUUUACGGUGUCUCGUACUGUCGUAGCACUUGUUACCUACGCCUGGGCUCCAGCAGCAGCAUCGAUCACGCGCAGCCCCGCACUAGCCGCGCUGGCUGGGUGGAAGCAUCGGCCAUUUUAGAAUAUGGCGCAAGCGCUAAUGAAGCGAUCAGACCAGAGUGGUCAUGGAGCUCUCGGCGCACGCCGCACUCAGCAACGUUCGCAGAUCACUUUCAAGGGCAUGCAGACAAUACUGGAAACGGAAGCGCCGCAUUCACACUGCCGGUCUACAGCAGCAGCAGCAGUGGUGGUGGCAGCGAUGACGCAGUGGCCAGCACAAGCCGCGCGGGCAUGCAGGAAGCAUCGGGCAUAUUGGGAAACGAAGCUACGAAUGCUACUGGAACCGGAGGAAGGGGACAGCAAGAGUUGUGCGGUGUCUGUGGCAAUAUAACGAGCAGGCGGGCUGCCUUACACGAGCAGGACAGCCAACACACGGGCGACACAGCCCACAUUUGCAAAGCAUGGGAUCAAUCGUCUGUGAAGAUGUCUCAGUCUGUAGAACACUGCCACACCCGCACUGUCGAAAACCACAAAUGCGAAAACUGCGGAAAAUUGUUCCACCUCGCUGAUCGCCUAGAUGUCCAUAAGCGCACACAUACGGACGAGAGACCGUACAAAUGCCAACUAUGUGAGAAAUCGAUCCGGUAUCCUAGUUCUGUAGAUAUCCACAUUCGCGCGCAUACUGGCAAGAAACCGUACACUUGCGAAACGUGUGAUAAAUCGUUUCGGCGUUCUGAUCACCUACGUGUCCACAAACGCCUGCAUACAGAUGAGAGACCCUACGAAUGCAAAAUAUGUGGCCAAUCUUUCCGACAUAAGAUUAGUUUACACAUCCAUGUGUGCGGGCACACUGGCGAGAAACCCCACUCUUGUGGAACAUGUCGUAAAUCAUUCGUGCGGAUGACGGAUCUGCGCAGACACCAGCUCACUCACACGGGCGAGAGACCCCAUGUGUGCCAUAAAUGUAGUAAAUCAUACAAAGUGAAAGGCGAUCUCAACCGUCAUCUCAAAUCGUGUUGUAGCGAAGAAGCUUUCGUUUGCGAAAUAUGUGAUGAAUCCUUUAUAGACAUCUCACGUCUCAGUCAUCACCGCCGAAGGGUGCACGGGGAUAAAACACUGAGUGAUUUCGUUUCGCAGUGAAAGAAUCGCUUGUCGGGCACCUGUGCCAGAUUUUUACGUGGUAGAUUCAUUUGAAAACGCUGUUCAACAGAAUACACACCUCAUGACGCCUAGGGGUAUGAAUCCGCAAUAUUCUGACUGGUGCGCAAGUUAGAUAGAUCGCCCGCGGAAUUUGCAUAACAACGUGAGAGUGAAACCGUGCAGGGAAACAACAUUGACACUCUUUGACAGGAGCAAGCAACCAACUGAAGGCAUCGUAUGCAGAGACCGGCUUCUCUUCGUAUUUAAAGCCCUUGAUAAAAAAGCUGGUUUGUUGAAUUCAGUAGACGAGACAUUGUCGCCACAAGUAUUUAUCGCGCUUCAAUGUCGAAGUACAGUGCAGCUCCUGGACAGCGCUGUCUGUCUGCAUAAAUAUGUUUCUCGCGAACGUAUAGCUUUAGCAAACUCAUUUCAAGACAAAACCUUAUGGGCUGCAAGUGUCUUUUGCGUAAGUUGAAGGUUGAAAUGUUCACACAAGAUCCUUGACACCUUUAUUUCAGUUAGAGAAGUGCAUUCGGCAACCGUUUUGGAUUAACCAUCUUUUUGAGAUUCCGUUGUCUGAAUAGAAGAUAACACCUCUCAUUAGGAAAGAUUUAAAAACUGCCUUUUUUUUGUCAACUCAAAAGUAUCUCUGCCAUUAUUUGAGGUUCUUGAGCCCUGUUUCUUUGGACCGACAGUACUUGUACGAGCUUUUACGAAAAUGCAUAGCCACAGUGUAAGCAUAGGAAAAUGUAUUUCCAUAAAUAUUUUUCUUAAUGCCAUCACUAUUUUAGCUUUCUCUUUGGCUCUUAUAUUCUUACCGAAGUUAUUUGUUCUAUGCCAUAAACUGAGCUGACGACAGUAGUGAGACCAUUAAAUUCAAAUCAUUCGGAGCUUCACUAUGCGACAAGUUCCCCUUCUUUAAAAUGUUUAGUUAUUCUUGUUUUAUUGUGGCAGAACCUCUGACAGGGUUAAAUGGCAGAUUUUAUCCCCCAGGAAGUCGAAUAUUUUGACCAGGCGUGCAAUCUACUUACAGGUGUAAAAUCUUAGUCUGAUAUGACAAAAGCAUCCAUGCGAGCAAUGAGAUGACAAGUAAGAUUCAGGUUUUAUUUAUAUUGGCACGCGUACUUGUAUAUCUCUUUACUUUGAACACGUUUGAACUGCUAGCAAAUGUUGAGUUACUGCUCCGCGCAUGACACGCCUGCAUGUAUCAGAACAUUCUCGAUUUUUCUCAGCGGUUGUCUCUUUGUGUACGUUUUAGUUGAACGUUUUGUGAUAAAUUUGUACCUGCGACGCGAAUAGAGAUUUGCAUUCUUAAAGGCGUGCAAGCUCCAGCGAUGAUGGUUGAUUUUUCGGCGAAUCACGUGGGAAUAGCCGACGCUCAAACACAAACUACGUCGUGGAUGAUCUACCCAUGUGUACCACCUUUCUGCCCUAGUAUAGGUUUUUUUUUUGUCGGUUCAGUUUAUCCAAAUAAAGGGUAUUUCAUUGCUCCA
Molecule: messenger RNA, 5160 nt
Organism: Dermacentor andersoni
Lineage: Eukaryota; Metazoa; Arthropoda; Arachnida; Ixodida; Ixodidae
Source: RefSeq, a predicted model, not a curated record